Magallana angulata is the source of this 3113-nucleotide messenger RNA. RefSeq names its product protein asteroid homolog 1-like. NCBI's taxonomy places the organism in Eukaryota, Metazoa, Mollusca, Bivalvia, Ostreida, Ostreidae. Gene Ontology annotation, molecular function: wide pore channel activity; nuclease activity. Gene Ontology annotation, cellular component: membrane. The transcript has 2 exons. The record is from RefSeq and is a predicted model, not a curated record. The coding region runs from base 242 to 2335 and encodes 697 amino acids.
GUAGAUGUACACAGUUUAAGAUGAAUCAAUAUAAAGAACUUUUGUUUCUUGACGACGAAUCUAAACAAAUGCAGUUCAUGUAAUCAUUAACAUAGUUUAUAAAACUCGUUGUUUGGUACGUUCAUGGUUAUUUAGACGGAGAUUAUUUUUUUCAUGUGAGAUUAACCCCCGAUUGAGACAUUUUUAUCAGAAAUCUACAGUUGUUACAACCUAAUAUUAGUUCACUUUACGACGGUGAAACAUGGGAAUUAAAGGAUUGACAACGUUCAUGAAAAGUAAUCCACAGCUUAUGAAAGAAAUUCGACUGCAUGACACAGAGGUAGUCAUAGAUGGAAAUAGUUUGUACCACUUCAUCUUUUAUAGUAAUCAAUUGGAUUUUCUUCACGGUGGAGAUUAUGACCAGUACGCAUAUAAAAUAAUUAAAUUCUUUAACCUUCUCCACUGUUACAACAUUCAGCCUUACAUUGUGUUUGAUGGAGGAAAUGAUCCAAAUGACAUGAAAUUCCAGACAAGUCAUAAAAGGAUGAAACAGAGGCUCGAGAUGGCUAUGCAACUGGCAAAAGGACAUAAGGGAGACUGUAAAGUUAUGCCUAUCCUGGCGUUUGACACUUUUCGAGCAGUUUUGAAAGAAAUUAUGAUUCCGUUUGCAGUUUGUGACUUUGAGGCUGACAUAGAAAUCGCAAAACUUGCAAAUAAGUUGAACUGUCCGGUUUUGUCUGAUGAUAGUGAUUUUUAUAUCUUUCCUUUAACAGCUGGAUUUAUACCUUUUGAAAGUGUAAGUUUCACGGAGCAGGAAACCAGAAUGGAGAAUGAUAGUUUGGAAAACUUUCUUUCUGCUCGAAGAUAUCAUGUGAACAAUUUUGUACAUUUCUUUCCAUCUUUAGGUAGAAAAGUCCUCCACUUGAUUGCUGCCCUCCUAGGAAAUGACUAUGUUGACACACAAAUAUUUAAACCAUUUUAUUCUUCAAUCUGGAGGUAUGAAGGCUAUACACCGUUUAGUAUUCCAAUAACUGACAAAAGGACCCUCAAAGUUAUUCUGUGGUUACGAGGGUUGAAAACAUAUGAGGACGGAAUUUCAGCAAUCACAUCAAGAGCGUUAACUUCACAACAUCUAGAAACUAUCCAAUCUGCUCUUAAAAGAACUAAGACGGCAUUUACUUUUAAUGCAUCAGAUUCUACUCUGUUUCCACACUUUAAGCAAAAUAGCAGUGCAAUUGAAAAAUCAAUACGAGGGCAAAAUGGUUCGAUGAUUCCGGAAUGGUAUGUUUGUUACCAUAGACAAGGAAUUCUUCCGCCAAGUUCCUUAGACAUAAUAACAUUGCGAAGAAAAUUUUUGAUCCCUCAGGUGGAAGACCCAAAUUCAGCAUCCUCCUAUCGGUGUAGUGCAAAACUUAGAGAAUAUAUGUACGGAAUAUUGCUUUCAGAAGAUAUAGAAGACAAAGGAUUGACAGCAGACAUGAUUUCAGAUGUCGAGGAGUAUGAUCGAAAAGGGCAUACACUUUUGAGUGAAACUGUUUAUGCUCUUAGAACUUUGACAGGAUAUGGCGAACUCCCAUAUCUUUCAGUAAUUCCAAACCUUUCGUCAUCUGAAAAAGAAAAUAUUCUUCGUCGGAUAAUCGAUAUGCCGUCUUUUAGCAUCGAUUAUAUGACUAAGGACCUAGAACUAGUUCUGGGAAUAGUUUUAUUUUGGAUUAAGAGAGCCAAACCACAUGUAACUAUUUUCCAUUUGCACAGCAUACUGGUCUGUUUGAUAAUGUUGAAAUUAAAAUGGGUUCUUUUUCAUCAUGGUACUACUGGAUGUAAGAAAAAUUUGAUAGAAGUUACAGUUCUGGACAUGACCGGUGAGUCUCUAAAAGAGGUCUUUUUCAAACUCAAUCAAUAUAGUGCCAAAAUUCACCAUACCACAGAACACCCGGUUGACUCUAGUGUAAUCCAUGGAUUUGCACAAUUCCAGACUUGUCUUAUGGGUACUAUGCACCUAAACUCUCUUUUGAUGUGCCCGUUUCCAAACCCAUGCAUACAUCAUCUAUUUUCAGGGACAUUUCUGUACAAUGUUUAUUUAGAGCUUAAGAAACAAGAAUCUGCUGACUUAUUUAUACAUAAAGUUCUUUUAAUGGAAUCAAGUCUUGCACAAAUACAUCAAUGCCUUUUUGAUGCUGUGAUUAAUGCUAUUGACUCAAACGGAAUAGCUGCCGCAUCCAGAUAUUUUGAAGAGUGUACGGAUCGUACAGAAAAAAAGAAAAAACACAAAAGAACACAGCGUGUUCAAACAAGUUCCCAGAGUACCGGAAACAGAUUUAGCGUUCUUUAUAUGAGAGAAAGUGACGAAGACUAAGAGCUUAUCUGAAGGGGAGUUAUAUUAUUAUUUAUCUUAAAAAAUACAUUGCUGGUGCACAUACGAAUAAUAUACAUGUAUGACAUGAAGAAAAGUAUUAUAACAACUGGAAUAUAUUCACUGACGUCUCAUUAUAUUUUGAUCAUAUUCAUUUGUUGAGUCUACAUAUUGUCAUGUUAUUACAUGUACAUGGGUUGAUUGGUAAUUCUCUAAAAGAAGGUACAGAUAUUCAUAAAAUACGUUCCUGACAUGUUAUGCUAAAGUUAAGCUUAUUUACACAUAUUUUCUAUAAUCACAUAGUCGACCAGAAUAAAUUGAAAAAAAAUUGAAAGAAAAGCCCCUCCUACGAUAGAUGCUGUAGAGCAUAGUACACUUGAGAUAUAUUAAUGUCACAAUUUUAUGCUUAACAGUACUUUAAUUGAACAAACCCAGAAAACGCAUCAGUGAUCAUGAUGAUUCGGGUUUGCUUUUCGGGUUGAAUGGACUGAAUUAAUUAUUCAUCAUCCGUCAUGAUCCUUAUUCCAUACAAUCAGAAAAAGUGUUAAACGAAAAUUAAGGAUUAUGUUGUUUAUUUGCUGUAAAAUCUAUCUGAAUAUUUCAACAGUUACUUAUAGUAAUAAUUUUAUUUCGUUGCCGCAAUUUUUAUUAUUCAUUUUUAUAUAACCUACAAUUUAUCCUGCUUUUUGUUCUUUGCAUGUACAAUCUGUUCAAUGUCACUACAGAUUGGAUAAUAAACUUGUAGUAUGCACAUAUGUAUAUUAUUCAUAUCUGAAUGUAU